Molecule: messenger RNA, 2943 nt
Organism: Neoarthrinium moseri
Lineage: Eukaryota; Fungi; Ascomycota; Sordariomycetes; Amphisphaeriales; Apiosporaceae
Exons: 3
Coding region: 1-2943 (980 amino acids)
Molecular function (GO): protein binding
Source: RefSeq, a predicted model, not a curated record
AUGGCGGCGAGCCCGGCAUCGCUCCCAGCCCGCCUCGGCUUCCUGGGCUUGCCUGAAGAGAUCCAGAAGGAGAUAUUUUUCCACUGCUCCCAGUGCGAGCUGAUAUGCCUUUCUCUGGUCUGCAAGCGAUUCCACGAGCUGGCCGCCGCGCAGCUUUAUCGCAACUUCCACAUCGUGUUCCCCGAUGAGGAUGACCCGAGCUUCGACCUGCCAUUUGACGGCCUGGCCGGCGGCCUCGACACCUUUGUUACCAGCGAGUACAACUAUGCCAAGCAUCUUCGUGAUCUCUCCCUCGAUACUCUUAGCGCCGGCGACAAGGGUGAGACCGCCUACAAGCCCUAUCUCUUCAGCGUCAGCUGUGGCAAGUUUAUGAACACGCUGCUGCUCCUCACACUCCGCAAGGCGACGUCUCUGGAUACCUUCCGCUGGAACAUCCGUGUCGAGCUCAGCCGCCCUGUCUACAAGGCCCUGCACAACAUCCGAUCUCUCAAGAACCUACAGGUGCGCAUGCAGAGCGGUCCUUCUCUGUAUGAACCUCCGCCGCCGCUCCCUUACAACAGCAUCAGCUGCCCUUUUGGCGGGCCCGCAAGCCCCCCAAACGCUACACAGUGGUCCAACAUACCAUCCGCCCAGUCCACAGCGAGCAUUGGCAACGGAGCUGCCACCGCCCCCAUGAACUUCUAUAACGUGGCCGAUCCUUUCCAGCCAUCCCUCUUCAGCCCGCUGCCGUCGGGCCCGUUCGCUUCCACCAUUGGCCCAGGCCAGUUCACCACCUAUGCUCCUCCAUCUGCCGUCGCUGCACUCCCAUCGACUUUCAAGCCUCCAACCAAAGCAAGGAUUGCCAGAAAGCAGCGCGAAACACAGGAGCCACCGACGAUCGCAGGUUUCCGGGACUUGGAGAGCCUCGCCGUUUUGGACAUCGAGGAUCUUGACCUCAUUUCCGAGCUCGAGACAUGUGUUCGCAACUCAGCUUCCACGUUACGAAAGCUGAGGCUCUCGUUUUCGGAUUAUCUAGCAUCGCAGGCUAGGAAACCCAACGUCGAUGUAGAUCCUAAUGAGUCCGAUGACGACGAUGAGUUCCAGGUCGUGCCCAUGAACGCCAAUUACGACGACGGGACCGGUCCCGCAAAGGCUUUUCGAGCUCAGGAAGAACGCCGGGCCCAGGAGUCUGUUCUGGGCCGUAUCUUCGACGUUGAGCAUCAUUCCCUGCGAAAGGCUAUGCAGACUCAGAGUGAGAAACAACCCGAUCCUUCCGAGCAACCUCAGGGCGAUCGCAAAAAUAAGUUUCUUGUUGCAAUCCAGGAUGUUUCAAAACGCCUGGCUGAAAACACCCAACAGCUAUCUCUGGACGUACACUCCCAAAAGGAUAUCCUGGACAUGAUUGCACUGGCCGCAAACAUGUACAUCGCAGAUGUCGAACGAGAAACUGUACCGGAGACCUCCGCUGAUUCUGGGGUCGAAGCAGCAUCUGGGAAUCCAGUCACAAACACAGAAACAGGACUUCCAAUCUCAGAUUGUCAAGCCGCAGGUGAGACAGUUAGACUGCAUCAGGCCACCAAAAAAGGCGACGACGACACAGAGCCCGAAGAUAUUGACGUGGCAGCGCCAGAGGAGCAACUCGGUGACGAGCCUCAGGAAGAACUUAAAGAAGACGUGGCGCCCAAGAAUGAGCCCUUUCCUCCCAGCACUACAGUUCUCACCCCUAGUGCAACAAAUUCGACAGCAAACGGGAGCCCGUCUAAAGUACCCUCAGCAGUGCCUAGUGUAUCCGCUGCCAAGGAUAUAUCAGUUGAUGCCGACACCCUUGCGCACUUGAUUGACCCAAUUGAGAGGCGACCUGAAUCUACGAGUCACCGUAGGGAUAAAGUCUGGGAUGAAGCUAUUCAGCACGAGUUGAAUCUAGCGGAAGCUGAGCUUGAGGAAGCCGAAGCAAAUGCCAUCCAGCAAGCGCCGGUCGACAGUGGGGAAUUGCGACGUCUCGUGAGCGAGUAUGUAAGGAAAACAAGAGGAAUUCCUCUUGAGUCCCUAAGUCUCUACCUCAUCCCCGUAAAAGCUUCGGUUCUUGGUCGAGCCAUCGACCUCCGGACCUUGACUCGGGUCACGCUCCUGAAUGUUGGUAACCAAGCAACAAUCUGGACAUUGAUGGCCAAGGAGAACAAGAUUUCCCCGCUUCCGCUACGUGAAAUCUUCACUGACAACGUGUCCCUGCCAUUUCUGCAUCUGGUCUCACAGUUGGAUACCGUCGAGGAGCUUUUUAUGCUUGAGCGUGGCCCCAAGUACAAGCCCGAAAGCUUUGCCCCAAAGACUAAGGUUACAUUGGAACAAAUUCGCCGUGCUAUACUGAAGAAACAUAUGCCAACGAUUAAGCGCUUAAUCAUCAAGAAUGAGGCUGAUGGCUCUUGGGAUAUGGAUGAGAAGACUAUGCAGUUGAUCUGCAGACGAGGAAAGCUUCUGGAGGAGCUAGCUGUGGUCAUGGGCAUCCGCGCUGUUCAUGCCUUCCUACAGUACUUAUCCGGGCUCGUGAAACUACGAGCGCUGCACAUAGUGUCAUUCAGGAACGACGACACCUGUCUGUCUGUCAUGCGCGAGAUCCGCCGAUUCAUUGCCGAUACAGUCUCACACUACCCCGAACUCCAACUCGAGUGGAUUGCGAUGGGCGAUGAUAACCGUGCAGAACGCAUCAUCCGCAAAUCAGACGCUCCGAAGCUGCCCAAGAGGGAAAAGGGAAAGGGCAAGGGGGUUGCUCCAGAACCGAGCAUACUAGACCCUUUUCCCAUAUUGCCCUCUGAUGGUUGGGACGGCAGCUCGAGCGAGGACGGUGACGCAACUGAUGAUGACUUCGAGACGCCAUACCUCAAACUCAACCUCAUUGAAAGGAUAUGCUUCUACGAUAUUUGGGGUGUACGCAUCUUUGAAAAAGAGAUCGUUGCUGCCCGCCUAUAG